Messenger RNA from Xenopus laevis (African clawed frog), 4198 nucleotides. It is a transcript of the gene lactbl1.L, whose product is annotated as putative beta-lactamase-like 1. The record is from RefSeq and is a predicted model, not a curated record. The transcript has 9 exons. NCBI's taxonomy places the organism in Eukaryota, Metazoa, Chordata, Amphibia, Anura, Pipidae. Bases 385 to 2142 code for a protein of 585 amino acids.
CUGCGGGUCACGUGUUCUGUCCAAAUCCCCUGGAACAGCCGGGGGGGGAGUCAGAGAUUGGGAGUCACAUCGCUCAGUUCACUUGCCCCAUGGACACAGGAACCAAGAAAACCCAUUAGACGUGGAAUCUACUGGGAACUGAACCCACAAACCAACCCUUCCCCCCUAUAGAUCCAGACUGGAACUUGGACUAAACACUGGAUCCCACGGGGCCUCCCUCAACCAACACCAGAACCUUCUCACCUGGGGGUUCAGGACAAUUCUGUAGCCACUCGUUGGCUGAAAUAUAAAUAUGGCUGAUUCCUGGGACUAUGUACAACGUGUGAGAUCCAGUGGCCCCGGCACAUUCCCAUUAUAACCCUGGGGCAGACCAGUGGCCUAGGAAUGGAUGGGGGAGCAAUACAGCCCUCCAGUAGGCGGAGCUUCGGCAAGGUGUCGCUGAUGGAGAUGAAAUGGACCCACCUGGGACUGGUGCUGCUCCUGUUGGUUUCCAUGACAAUGACCGGCUGCUUCAUCUGGCAAUACAAACUCCCCAAACAAGAGUCCGGUUCUUUGGUGAAAGAGGCAAUUGUGGAUGUGGUGCCAAUGUGCCCGCGUUACCCAGACCCGGUCCCUCUGGAGCACCCAAUACCCAUCCUGAAAGAGGCCCUGGAAAAGGUGGACAAAUACCUUCGCUAUAUAAUCCGAGAGCCGGGGCUGCCGGCAGUUUCAGCCAUUGUUACUUAUAACGACACGGUGCUGUGGACGGGGAACUUUGGGAAGAGGAACGGAUCGGACCCCACAUCAGCGGCACCCAAUGAGUACACUGUGUAUCGCAUUGCCAGUCUAUCCAAGCUCUUCCCGACCCUCAUGCUCUACAAACUGUGGGAAGAUGGAGUCGUUGCCUCUCUGGACGACCCCCUGGAGCGAUACGUCGCCAAUUUCUCCAUCAAGAACCCCCUGGGCCGAGCCCCUGAGCGCAGAUACUCAGCAGAUGGCAUGGAGCUGUCUGAGAAAGGGGCACCAACUGCAAGGCCGUCCCCUGUAACUCUGCGCAGGAUGGCAAGUCAGCUCUCAGGUCUGCCGAGGCGACUGAGAUCCACCAACCUCCUCUGGAAGGGGAGCACCCAGGAGGCGCUGGAGCUGCUCAAGGACGACGUGUUGGUGGCUGAUCCUGGCACAAAGUGCCACUAUAGCAACCUGGCAUUCUCCCUGCUGGCACACGUGUUGGCAGAACACUCGGCAGAAGGAAACUACCAGCGCUGGGUAACAGAGAACAUUCUGGACCGGGUGGGAAUGGAGGACACAGGAUUUGACAUCACGCCCCCCAUCUUGUCCCAAAUGGCAGUUGGUGUCUAUGGCAGCGGGCAAGUAGCGCCACUGUACGACCUGGGAUGGUACCGCCCCUCGGGUCAGAUGUUUUCCACAGCCGCAGACAUGGCAAAACUGGCGAUGGUGCUGCUGGGAACUUACCAUCGGCGCAUUCUGGAUGCCGACACCCUGAAGACCAUGCUGACGCCCCUCUUUAAAUGUGCCAGCAACUACUUUGCCAAUAAGACUGGCACCCCUUGGGAGGUCAAUGAGCAGUUUGGCUAUGACAUCAUCAGGAAGGAUGGGGAUUUGGAUGGAUAUUCUGCCACCUUCUCCUUGGUCCCAAAACUCCGUAUAAGUUUCAUUGUGCUGAUGGCUGGGCCAAGACCUCAAGAAGAAGAUCUUGUCUCCAAGACCUACAGUUACCUCAUCCCAGCCCUGGAAACGGCCUUCCGAGAGGCAGAGAAACAGCUGAAUCCAACCCCAAACCCCGUACCCUACGUUGGCUAUUACACCUACGCCAACCUCACCUUCUACCAGAUCAAGGCUGGGCCCAAGGGGGUUUUGGUGAUGCAGCAAUUUGGUCCUCACGUGGAGCAGCUCAUUCCAGAGCAUUACAGAACCAUCCAGCUCCAUUAUCUUGAGGAGCACAUCUUCCAGGUUGUCUUUGAGAAGGAGUAUCCGUGUGUCCUGCACUUGGGCUCCGCCUCUGUCUCUCUGGAAACCCAGGACCGGCAGCUCUUCCAUUUCUACUCUUUGGACUCUCAUGGUUUGUCUCCUGGUUUUGAUGCACCAGGACUGAACACAUAUAGUGUCAUGCGCAUUCACCACAAACCCAUCUUCUACACCUAGGAACCCCCAAACCUCAUGUUAUGGGGUGUCAGUGCUCAAGACCCAUUUAAUGCCUCAUAAACCUGCUGUGUGUUGGGUUUGGAAGCUAACUCUUGGAUCUUCUCAUGAGCUGCUAUGACCCGGGCAUCAGAACACUGGCACCUGUAUUUAUUGUGGGAGAUAAUUCGUCAUCCCCUAUUUGCCCUUUAGCAGCUUGGGGUUCUCUGGAUACACUAGAGUUGGUGGAUGUUAUCCAUGUAUUUGCCCUUAUGUAGCAGAACUGGGCAGUAGUGUUGCCUGUUGUACAAACCCCUCACCUAAUACUCAGGAAAGUGUUUGUGUAAAUGUGUGUGACAUCAGUGUUGGACUGGGACACCGGGGGCCCACCCAAAAACCUUUGACUAGGGGCCCACCAAUUAAUCUUAGACCAGGAGCCCACUCUUAGUAGUAUUAUUAUUCCUCUCCUCACUCAACCUCUUUUUGCCUAGUCUCUUUUCUUUACAUACUAUAAUCUAUUAUUCCAUCCAUUUAUCAUCUUUGUUUAGGGAAUGGGCAUUAAAUAGGCCACAUGUCUAGCAGCAUAAGGGCCCACUGACACCGUGGCCCACCGGGACUUUUCCAGGUAUCCCGGUGGGCCAGUCCGACACUGUGUGACAUUAUUCCCACCAUUGCUUUGUAUACAGUUGUACAAUUGCCACCAACCUUAGCUUAUGUGUUUAGUUUCCCUUUACUCAAAUGCCCAGAUGUGGGUGUGGGACUGGCUCCAUCUAUUGGGCUGAGAACUAUGUGUGGAGGGCACUGGGCAUCAUUUACCCACCAGGUGGCAACUUUAGAGCCAGGCAGUAUUGGGGGGCUGGGCAAGGAGUGUAUGUGGCACAUUAAUCACAGAAAUGUCUGACGCUGUCCCUGUUAUUCCGAGGAUAAAUCCCUAAUUCCUGAUCAUGCAGCCCCCCCCAGCACCGCUUCUGAUUGGACCCCCCCCCCUAGAUGUCUAUUAAAGGCUGAGCCUCUUUAGGAGAUUUGAUACUAAUCCCCCAGUUUGUGUCCUGAAUUUUUAUUUAAUUUAAUGCAAUACCCUGGGCAAAGCUGUGCUGCCAUCUGCUGGCCAACGCUGAGAUGUGCAACUGAGCUCACAGUCAUUCAGGGGUGUUGCCCCCUCUCCCCUCAAUAGGUGGGUCUUGUAUUUAACUCCCCUCACUAUUGAGUUCUUCUGUAUGGCAAUGGUUUACUUGUCCUUUAUUCUCUACUGAGAGACUUUAUGUGAGUGUAACAUUAAUAUGAAAUAUUAAAUGAAUAUUUUCGGCGCAUAAUGGGGCACAAGUUAACCCUUUGGUGGAAGCAGUAUGUUAAGACGACGAGUAACUAGUUAUAUACUGUGGCUGCUUAUGGAUGUGCAGUUUAUCUGCUCUCUCUGGGUCUGUAGGUCUGUCUGUGCCGUCCCAGUUCAAGUUGUGGCCCUCAGUCUGUACAUACUCAGGAUCUGUCUGUCUGUCUUUGGGCGUCUGUAGCCUUUCCAGACAUGGGGCCCGUCUGUAUUCUCUCCCCAGUGAUUGGUAGAUGGAGCAUUUGAUAUCUGACUCCUCUUUAUAUUUGUUUAUUGUUUGUGUUACUUGGCCUUUUGUCUGUCUGUCUGUCUGUCUAUUAUCUAUGUAUUAAUUUCCCACAGGUUUAAUACCCGUCAGUUCCCCUCACUGGAGACUGAGCAGUGACUUGUGUUGGUUCAUGAGUCGUGUGACAGCAGUUCAGCACUGCUCACUUUCCUUCUUUAUGACCCACUUUUGUUGCCGUUCAUUAUCUUUACGAUCGUUGGCACUAAUUGACCCCUGGACUGUUCCACCCUAGAAUUCCCCUGGCGCUGGAGAUAUUGCUGUGAGUUUCAGGCUGUGGAUAAGGCAACCGGUUGGUUCUGGCUGGGGGUUACGUUAUUCCGUGACACUCGCUGAUAUGGGGGGUCUGUGGGGGAGGGGUGAUGGUGAAUCACCAUUUGCAACACAGGCUACUCAGGCCCUGGAGCCUUGUUUACAUUCAUUUGUAUUAAAGCUUUUUGAAUCAUAUCCUGAGUCAGCCACUGACUAGA